GCGGCCACUUUCCUCACAUUUUAGACCUAAGGAUAUUACAAGCAAAUAGUUUUUGCUAACACCACCAUCACACGAGCACUAUUCCGAUCUUUCUCCCUCUCAGAGUUCAGCGCAUACACCAGCACACGAGCACUGCUAGUCUUUAAUCUGAUUGUUUGUUCUUUAUGUGCCUUCGUCUUUGCAAAUUCUAGAGAGUUUCAGGUUGUGAGAACUAUUCCGAUCUUUCUCCCUCUCAGAGUUCAGCGCAUACACCAGCACACGAGCACUGCUAGUCUAUAAUCUGAUUGUUUGUUUUUUUAUGUGCCUUCGUCUUUGCAAAUUCUAGCUAGUUUCAGGUUGUGGGUUGCAUAGAAAAAUGGGCGGUAAGCUUAGUAUACUAGAAAACAGGACUUACUACAGCAUAGAACUCAGGAUGUGGGUUCACCCUGCUAGACCUGACAAAUUUGAGAAAAUUAUCAGGAUAAAGCCAGGUGGAACCACAAGAGUAACGGCCAAACAGGGUCUUCUUGAUUUUGACAAAGUAUUAGUAAUGGUGUAUGCAAAUGGAGUUUGGACAGGUAACUACAUCUUUCCACUCCACCUGAUGACCUAUGCGAAAGUCAUCUGCGACAGAAACCAGCACGGCGGUGUCAUUAUUCGAGGCAAAAGAGCAUUCAACUUUUGCAGACUCAAAUGUUUUGCCUUCAUUCCUGCAAAAUAUGUGGGACUGGGAAUGAUCGAAGAGGAGAUAUAAGCCAGGGCCAGCAAGUUUGGUUAGUCACUCUAAUAUCACUCUUCUUAUUAGUCACCAAAGAUUAGUGCAGCAACACCAUCAUGACGUACCAAAGAACUCAUUAUAGAACGACUGAUCCAUAAACGUUUACUCUAUGUUCGUUCGUUGAAGGCCUGUGGAAACUCCUGACAUGUCUGUUUGGAGCUGAUCUUUUCUAUUUUGGCUGCGUCAGCUGCCAAGUGAAGCUGAAAUACCAAUUAUGCACGUCUAACAAAGCAUUUGUCCUUUUUUGAUGUGUUUGGUGAUUGGGUAAUAGGUACUACUAUUGUCAAGCUUUUCCAACUGGUUUUAAGGUUUUUUGUUCGUCAUGGCAAACAUUUGAGGCGUGUGAACAUUAUUCUUGCCAUGUAUCCUUGUAAUAUGGUUUCAAAUAAUGGUUUUGAAACUGUUUGGAAAAUCUCUGUUAUAUAUAUGUCCACAACAGCUAUAUGUCCGUAUGUUAGUUGCUUUGAAAGCCUUGAGGAGUUUCUGUAACAUAUUACUAUAUUUGGGGGAAAUUCUAUACCAGAUUACUGUGCAUAAUUAAUUAUGCCA
Messenger RNA from Coffea arabica (coffee), 1306 nucleotides. Lineage: Eukaryota; Viridiplantae; Streptophyta; Magnoliopsida; Gentianales; Rubiaceae. The record is from RefSeq and is a predicted model, not a curated record.